Molecule: messenger RNA, 1794 nt
Organism: Rubroshorea leprosula
Lineage: Eukaryota; Viridiplantae; Streptophyta; Magnoliopsida; Malvales; Dipterocarpaceae
Source: the annotation of a GenBank genome assembly
CUACUUCACCUUUCUCUCUCUCCUUCUUCUCCUUUCCUCUUCUCCUCUUCUCCUCUAUUCCUCUUCCUCUUCCUCUUCAUCCAAUCCAAAUGCAAAAACCCUAAAAAACCUUGAUUUUUCCUUACCCAUUUCUCCUCUCAUCCUGCCCGAUCUGGGUCUGAUCUCCAUUUGAAGUUCCUUUUAGCUUUAAACCACCCUUUUAGAUUGACGGAGGAAGGAGAGUUUGAGGUGUGAGAAUACGAGAGGGCGGAGGAGAAAUGUAUAAGAACCAGCUGCAGGAGCUGGCGCAGAGGAGCUGCUUUAAUUUGCCGUCCUAUACCUGCAUUAGGGAAGGUCCGGACCACGCGCCGCGGUUCAAGGCUACUGUCAAUUUCAACGGCGAGACUUUUGAGAGUCCUCAUUACUGCUCCACCCUCCGCCAGGCUGAGCACUCUGCCGCUGAGGUCGCCCUUAACUCCUUAUCCAAUCGUGGUCUAUCACACUCCCUCGCCGCCAGGAUCCUCGAUGAGACAGGGGUUUAUAAAAACCUUUUACAAGAAAUUGCACAGAGAGUUGGAGCUCCAUUACCACAGUACACAACAUUUAGAUCAGGCCUUGGGCACCUACCUGUUUUUACGGGGACAGUAGAGUUGGCUGGAAUCACUUUCACUGGUGAACCUGCUAAAAAUAAGAAGCAAGCAGAGAAGAAUGCAGCCAUGGCAGCCUGGAAUUCUUUAAAACAAUUGGCAAAAGAAGCUGCAAGUUCGUCUUCUGAGCGAGAUAACAAUGAUGAGCUAGAACAGAUUACAAUAGCCCGGGCCCUACAGAAUUACAAAAUGGAGAUGGCCAUGUCAAACUGGUCCAAUGCUCCAAUACCAUUUACAAGGAAGUUCCAGAAUCCAAGACCAACGAGUCCACAACCUCCCCCAGCUACCACAUCAAAAAUCCUUCCGUUAAUCUGCCCUAAGGCAGUGCCUCGCAACAGAUCCAUGUUAACAACAAUGAAUGACAAGCCUAUGCCAUCACAAGCACCUGUACCAGAUGUCCGUGGUAUUCAUCCUCAUAGAUUCCCUGCAGCAGGAGCUGCUCCUUAUGUUCCCAUCAGACAAUACAGGACACCUUGCCAAGGCAUGGCACCCCCUGUGACAAUAAGAACUACAGUGCCUGUUUUCUCUGCUCCUCCACGCCCACAACCUUCUGUUGUUUCCCCUAAGCCACCUGCAUCUGAACACCCUGCCGUGCAAACUCAUUCUCUGCAUCCAUCACAGCCAACACCAUCAACACUUACCCCCAAAGUGAUUCAAGCCCCAUGUGUACCAAUUGCUCCACCUGUCACCAUCAGGCAGGCAGUUCCCGUAUUUUCAGCUCCACCUGUUAGAAAGGCAGAUGGUUUGAACGUUAGAAAAGAAGAUACCCCGACAAUGACUUCCCCUUCCCCUGCACUGUUUGCUCAAUCACCCACCGAAGUAGAGGAAGCUACUCAAUCACCUGCUCAAGUAAAAGAAGCUGCAACUACACCUGAAGAGAAUCUGCGAGAAUUUGAGACAGUACAGAGCUUAGAACAACUCAAAAUCUGAUGAUAGUUUUUGAGCAUUGAUCAAAAGGGACACAGUAUGGUUUUUUGUUGGUCUAAGUUGUUGUUCCCUUUCCGAUCAUAUGAUUUUCAAUUAUGUUUGUUUAAUCUUUUUAUUUUCUUAGAAGUUACAGUUCCUGCUGGUAAAAUUAGCAUUAGCAGUUCCAUAUCAAUGCAAUGAAAGAGCAGCUGUGUUAUAUUAUUUUAUAGAGUGAUGUUUCAAGGAUAACUAUUGUUUUAUU